CUCGCCCACCAUGGCCACCAUUGAGCAGUUCGUGGGAAGAUGGCGCCUGGUGGACAGCAAAGGCUUUGAUGAACACAUGAAGGAACUAGGAGUGGGAAUGGCGCUUCGAAAAAUGGGUACAAUGGCCAAGCCUGACUGUGUCAUCACUUGUGAUGGCAAAACCCUCACCGUGAAAAUGGAGAGCACUUUGAAGACCACACCGACUUCUUGUAACCCGGGAGAAAAGUUUGAAGAAACCACAGCUGACGGCAGAAGAACUCAGACCGUCUGCAACUUCACAGGUGGUGCUUUGGCUCAACCCCGGGAUGGGGAUGGGAAGGAGAGCACAAUAACAAGAACAUUGGAAAAUGGAAAAUUAGUGGUGGAAUGCAUUAUGAACAAUAUCACCUGUACUCGGACCUAUGAAAGAGCAGAAUAA
Echinops telfairi (small Madagascar hedgehog) is the source of this 418-nucleotide messenger RNA. RefSeq names its product fatty acid-binding protein 5-like. Gene Ontology annotation, biological process: fatty acid transport. NCBI's taxonomy places the organism in Eukaryota, Metazoa, Chordata, Mammalia, Afrosoricida, Tenrecidae. Gene Ontology annotation, molecular function: fatty acid binding. Bases 11 to 418 code for a protein of 135 amino acids. The transcript has a single exon. Gene Ontology annotation, cellular component: cytosol; nucleus. The record is from RefSeq and is a predicted model, not a curated record.